Thamnophis sirtalis is the source of this 2351-nucleotide messenger RNA. RefSeq names its product progestin and adipoQ receptor family member 8 (gene PAQR8). Gene Ontology annotation, cellular component: mitotic spindle; plasma membrane; axoneme. The record is from RefSeq and is a predicted model, not a curated record. Gene Ontology annotation, molecular function: alpha-tubulin binding; nuclear steroid receptor activity; calcium ion binding. NCBI's taxonomy places the organism in Eukaryota, Metazoa, Chordata, Lepidosauria, Squamata, Natricidae. Gene Ontology annotation, biological process: response to steroid hormone; cilium-dependent cell motility; mitotic spindle organization.
UUUUCCCAAGAUGCCUUGCACAGUUAAAGAAUCUGAUGUGCCCCAACUUUUCAGAGAACCCUAUAUACAAGCUGGCUAUCGCCCCACAGCGCUUCUGAAAGACAAUACGACGGGGUGGGAGGAUGAGAUAAUAUAACAAUACAGUCAACUCGAGCCAAAGUCAACCGCGGGCUCACGAAAAGCAGCACCUGAACCUACCAACCGAACUGAGCGCCUCGGCCGCUACUGCGCAAGCGCCCUUAAAAAAAAAGAGAAAGCCCAACUGUUGAUGGUUACCGAGGAAACGGCGUUGCUUAGUUACCGGUGAUAGCGGAUCCGUCCCUACCGAAGCCUUUCGCUGCUCGACCGUCCAUCAUGAGCCUUCAGCCGGUGCAAGGCUUGCCGCUUGUUCCAGGCUCGUCCUUUCGGGACCCGACGAAAACUGCUUUUCAUCGUUCCCAAACUCUAGAUUUCAAGAAUGGUUUUGCCUUUAAGAAACUUCCAACUGUGGGGAUAGGUGGAAAUCGGCUUUAUGUAAACCAAUUGUCUCAAGCUGAACUUGAUGAAUUAUCCAACAAGAGACCCACCUUAACUUAUGGUGAACCUAAACAAGCCCCACCUGCAGAUUUCAUUCCAGCACACGUGGCUUUUGACAAAAAGGUGCUCAAAUUUGAUGGAUACUUUCAAGAAGAUGUUCCUAUGUCUACAGAAGAGCAUUUCCGCAUUCGUCAAGUGGGCAUUUAUUACUAUUUGGAAGAUGAUAGCAUGUCUGUCAUGGAGCCCAUUGUUGAAAACUCAGGGAUUCCUCAGGGCAAGUUCAUCAAAAGACAGCGUUUGCCCAAAAAUGAUCGUGGGGAUCAUUAUCAUUGGAAAGAUCUGAAUCGAGGAAUUAAUAUUACUAUCUAUGGCAAGACUUUCCGGAUAGUUGACUGUGAUCGAUUCACCCAGACUUUUUUGGAAAGCCAAGGAAUUGAAGUGAACCCGCCAGAGCAAAUGAUUUUUGAUCCUUAUAUAGAGCUACGUAAAAUGCCUCCACGUAUGUAUGUCACCCCCUCAGAUUUUGAUCAACUUAAGCAGUUUUUGGCAUUUGACAAAAAGGUUCUUCGUUUUUAUGCCAUUUGGGAUGACACUUGGAACAUGUUUGGUGAAAGCCGGAGAUUUAUUAUCCACUACUACUUGGCAGAUGACACAGUGGAGGUGCGGGAAGUUCAUGAACGAAAUGAUGGCAGAGAUCCUUUCCCAGUGCUGAUAAGACGCCAGCGCCUGCCCAAAGUUUUUUGGGAGAAGAAAGACACCUUCCCAACCUGUGUGCUGGAGAUUUCUGAUCAGGAGGUCUUAGAAUGGUUUACAGCUAAAGAUUUUGCAGUUGGCAAACCCACUACUCUACUUGGACGUACUUUUUUCAUCUAUGACUGUGAUGAGUUCACGCGACAAUUCUAUCAGGAUAAAUUUGGCAUCACUGACUUCCAAGCAGUUGAUGUAAAGAAGCCACUCCCAGAGGAAAUCAAGCAGAUAAUUCCUCCCUACAAUGGUUAUGGUUUCCUUGAAGACUCUCUUCAAAACUGUUUCAGUUUGAUUCCACAACCCCCUAGGAAAAAUAUUAUUAAAAUGCUAGAGAAUGACCACAAAAUUUUGCGCUAUGCUGUUAGAAUGGAAUCCUCAAACCCUGAUGACAGCAAGAGACAUUUCGUUCUCUCCUAUUGCCUCGCUACUGACAUGAUAAGCAUUUAUGAACCACCUGUGCGCAAUUCAGGAAUUAUUGGUGGCAAGUACCUAUGCAAAACCAGAAUCCCAAAGCCAGGAUAUUCUACAGACGAUCCUGUUUAUUAUGAACCUGCCGACUUAACCAUAGGCGCUAUGAUAGAAGUGUUUGGCCACAGGUUCAUUAUUGUGGAUGCAGAUAAUUAUGUGUUGAAUUAUAUGGAAAGCAAUUUGGAAAGCUUCCCAGCAUCUGUUGUGCAGUCUAUGAGAAAUCAUUUUGCACCCCGCAGGGCAGCAAUAGAGGAACUAAAGAGGUUAGCUUCCAAUGAGCCUGACCCACAGGAGCUAGCUGCAUUAUUGGAGCAGAUUCAGGAACACAUGAGGCGGCAUAAUUAUCUGCCAGACAGCAGUAUGCAGGAAGCUUUCCUUCAGCAAGAUAAAGAUGGCUCAGGGCUUCUAAACAAAGCAGAGUUCUUCACCCUUUGUGACCAUUUUAAAAUACCAACUGAUGACCCAAUUUUCCAAAAGCUUAUUAAGAUGUGUUCUCAUGGGGAAAAUCAGAUAAGAUACCCUGACUUCCUCAAAGCUUUCCAGUGUUGAUCAGUUCAAAACUAGCAGUUACCAGAUGUACAAGAUCAAUUUCAAUUAAAAACACUAAUUAUUGAAAGCUG